AUGGCCACCCAUCGCGCCGACGCCAGCUCCUUCUUGGACAACCGGGGCUACACCGGCCCUCUCGUCCGUGGAGUGAACCCCGUCACUCUAUUUGAAAAGGCCGUGCGUGAUCGCAUCACCGAUUCCUACUACUGGAAAGAGCAGUGCUUCGGUUUGAAUGCUGCCACUCUCUGCGACCGCGCAGUCGAAUUGAGCUCCAUCGGUGGCACAUAUGGAGUCUCCGAAAAGCCCACACCCUUCCUGUGCCUUGCCUUCAAGCUUUUGCAGCUCGGUCCCGACCGCGACGUCAUCCUCGAAUACCUGAACUUCAGUGAUCCUGGCAGCGGUGAAGAGAGUGAAGAGCCUGGCCAGAAUGGUGUGGUGAAGACGAAUGGCGACUUCAAGUACCUGCGCGCGCUGGCUGCAUUCUAUGUUCGCCUGACCUUUGAUGCGGUAGAUGUCUACAAGACCCUGGAGCCUCUGCUACUCGACUAUCGCAAACUCAAGCGCCGAGUACGGGAUACCUUCACCCUCACCUAUAUGGAUCAGUUCAUCGACGACCUUCUUACGAAAGAUCGCGUUUGCGGUACUAGUCUGUGGAAGCUGCCGUCGCGGACACAGCUAGAGGACCUGGACAUGCUAGACGAACGCAUUAGUCCCCUGGCAGAUGAGCUGGAAGAACUCGACCGGGAUAGCGAUAAGGAGGAAGGCGAGGCGGAACGGGAUGGCAGUGACAAAGAGUCAUCCCCCAGACGGGAUGAAGACGAUGAUUGA
This is a messenger RNA of Penicillium cinerascens, 753 nucleotides long. RefSeq names its product PRP38 family protein. Lineage: Eukaryota; Fungi; Ascomycota; Eurotiomycetes; Eurotiales; Aspergillaceae. The record is from RefSeq and is a predicted model, not a curated record. The coding region runs from base 1 to 753 and encodes 250 amino acids. Gene Ontology annotation, cellular component: precatalytic spliceosome. The transcript has a single exon.